CUUGAAUCCGCACUAGUGUGGAUUUGACAGUGCACUGUCACACUUCCCUCUGCGAAUGUCUCGUUCAAAUAGCAAUCGAUAACCGGGCUUAUUUUAUUACUAAAGCCACCCCCACUUAAUUCUACACAGGAGAUUUUUUUCCCCUCAGCGUGUGUAAGCCAAAUUCUCAAACCAAGAGACAGCACGUGCUUCUCACAAUACCGCGCUUUUAGUUUACAUUCUGCAUCCCCUUCAUGUGCACACCGUUGUUCUUGAUAAGCGCGCAUUGGUGAGCGCAAGACACUGACUGCAGGAACAGAACGUGCUCAAGACUCCGUUUGGAACUCACACACACGAUGAGCGCGCGCGGUGAGGAAGCCGCCGGCGAAGCUUCAGGAUCGCAGGAGCAAACCGAGCCCGAGCCUGCCCCUGCCGAGCCAAAGAAGAGGGGACCGGGUAGACCCAGGAAGCCGCAACAGGAACCCACAGGAGAGCCUGUCCCCAAACGACCGAGGGGACGCCCCAAAGGAAGCAAGAACAAGGGCCCAUCCAAAGCAGCGCAGAAGAAAGCUGAGACCACAGGGGAGAAAAGACCUAGAGGGAGACCCAGGAAAUGGCCACAGCAAGUGGUCCAGGAAAAGCCCGCUCAGGAAGAAGAAGAGGAGGAGGCGGAGCAAGAAGAGGACUAAGCAACCACAGGAUUUUACCUCUACCUCAUCCAGCUGUCAGCUCUCUCUAAGGGAAAAGACUGCCUUGACCACUCAUUAUUGCCUUCCCACUUUCGUUUGAUCAUUUUCGUUUGUUCAUUUUUCCUCAUUGGUUUAUUUGGGUUUGGUUUCGUUUUGUGAUCAACACACACAACACCUCAGAGCGUAACCCGAAAAAAAGACGCAAAUGCAAACAAACAUCUUGCAGAUGACAAUUGGAGCCGCCUUGCUGUUUCCACUUCCCACAAAACUGCUGUAAGCACAAAGGUGCAGGGGUUAAACACACAAUAUGUGCUGCAGUGGUUCUUUGCACCACACACACACACACACACACACACAAACACACACACACACACACUCUCUCUCUCUCUCUUGUUGACUGAUUUUCCAGGCUACAUUGGUGAAGAAGAAGGUGAAACUGUCUGGUUUUGUCAUUCAGCAUGUGGUGCUUCAUAUAUCUGGGCGGAGCUUUAAAAGGACACACCCAUUCACACAAGACCCCCCCCCCCAAGUACUGACCCACCAAAGACCAUUUUCCCUUCUCUGUCCACUUAAUUGACAGUGAGCUUUAAAAGUAUUUGCCUUAAAACUUCAAACAAAGCCUAUUAGUUACUAUAACUGAAACAUUUUGCAAGUGGAUACCUAAAAAUGAAUAUUCUGUCAUUAUUUACCCAGCCAAAACCCCUUUGUUUCUACUGUAGAACACAAAAGAAGACAUACUGAAGAAUGUCUAAGCUGGUCUUUUCUGUAAAAUGAAGUGAAUGGUGACCACGGUUGUUGAGAAAGUAAGUCAGUUUAAAUCUCAAUUUAUUUCACACCCAAAGCUGCCAUAUGGUUUGAAAUAGUGUACCUUUUAAAGUGCUUUUUGGAGCCCUUGGUCACCAUUCACUUUCAUAAUGUGGAAACGAGCAACUUGAACAUUCUUCAAAACAUCAGUUUUUUGUGUUUUAAAGAAGUAAGUUAGUUUGGAACAUGUUAAUAAUGUCAGAAUGUUUAUUUUCGGUUAAAUUAUCCCUUUACUGUCGUACCCAUGUCCCUUGUGUCCUUGGUGGUGAUUUUUUACCCAAACUGAUAACCGUGAACAUUAAAUGUCUCGCUGGGACACUGUUUUCAGCAUUACUGCAGAAUGGUCAUUCUACUGUACAUAUCUUCGCGACUUCAGCUUUGCUUAAUUAACAUACAUGUACAUAAUUGUGUUUUUAUUUUCUUGUAUGACAUAGCUUUAAGAACAUAAUUUUUUUGACAAAUUCAAUGAAAGGGAAAUCUAUCAACUCAGUCAAGACCUAAACCUCAAGAAAAACCCAAACCACAGGAACAAAACCACACUAUACCUCAGUACACACUGAAAUACCUGAAUCGCAGUAACAGCGUCAAAUGGUAUUUGGCGAAUCCUAACGUAUGCCAGCGCUGUCACCAAUGCAAUGUCUUCUCACAGUUUCAAAGCUACCUCUGAUUUCUUCAACCAGCAAACCAGCUCAAAAAGACACGCGCUGCUAUAGAGUUCUCAUUACAAAGCAGGAGAUGGCAGCGAGUGCCAACAUUGAAAACAAACCUUGUCGUAAGGGAAGGCGAACACUCUGCAAAAGGUUUUUUUUUUUUUUUUGUGAGAGAGUCGGGCAGGUAAUUUAAUUCUGAGGUCUGUUGGUAGUCAUAUAUAGAACUAAUCAUGCAGCUAAGGGAAAAAAAAAGUACUGUGUUUGUUCUAGUUCAUUUUCUUUUUUUCACAUUAGCAUAUAUCUGACAUUUGUAACUAGACACUCUGUCUCUGCAGCUGGGAUGUCUGUUUUGCAUUUUUAACUUGAAUAUAUAUUUUGUACUGAUUACUCAAUGGUUUCUAAGGAUCAAGUGCUUGUAUGACACUAAAUGAUAUUGUUGCGAAUGAAUUUUUCUUUUCCUUCUCUGUUUUUCUUCCUCUCCACUGUUGCUCUGAAUUUAUAGUUGUAGUUAAUAUGUGCUAUUUAGAUAUGUACCUUAAAAAAAAAACAAGAAAAACA
Carassius auratus (goldfish) is the source of this 2680-nucleotide messenger RNA. RefSeq names its product high mobility group protein HMGI-C-like. Gene Ontology annotation, molecular function: transcription coregulator activity; DNA binding. The record is from RefSeq and is a predicted model, not a curated record. Lineage: Eukaryota; Metazoa; Chordata; Actinopteri; Cypriniformes; Cyprinidae. Gene Ontology annotation, biological process: regulation of DNA-templated transcription. Gene Ontology annotation, cellular component: nucleus; chromatin. The transcript is spliced from 5 exons. Bases 336 to 668 code for a protein of 110 amino acids.